UCUGAUGUGCCAACCAUGUCUGCUGGAGAUUCAUGGCAAGCUAGCAGAGACCAAUGUGCUGGUAAAAUGCUACUUUGUGAUCUGAAAUUUGCGGGGAUGCCUGAGGCUGGCGGCCCCUUGGCAAACACUGAACAAAUCACCGAGGCAACAGCACCCAGUUCUAAGCUUUUAGGCUGCAGCUGUGUGCGUCGCUGGGUUCCCCUGGCCUACAGAGAGGAACUCUACCACGUUCUGUGCCUCACCGGGCCUCUGCUCAUCUCCAGGAUCCUAAGCUUUCUGCUGCCAUUCGUUACUACAAUAUUCUGCGGUCACUUAGGAAAUGCUGAACUGGCUGGAUAUGCCCUGGCCUCUGCGACUGUUAAUGUGACCACGACAGCCACGGGAUGCGGCCUGGCCCUCGCAUGUGACACACUCGUCUCUCAGACGUUUGGCAGUAAGAACCACAAACGUGUGGGGGAGAUUCUGCAGAGAAGCAUGCUCAUCCUCUUACUCUUCUGCUUGCCAUGUUGGGCCAUUCUUAUCAAUGCUGAGUCGAUACUGCUCACCCUGAAGCAAGAGCCGGAAGUGGCCAGGAUUGCCCAGCUGUAUGUUACGGCUUACCUCCCUGCUGUUCCUGCCAUGUUUCUGCACUAUCUGCAGGUGUCUUAUCUGCAAAACCAGGGUAUCAUCUUGCCCCAGAUGUACACAGCAGUUGCUGCCAACAUUUUAAAUGUAGCAACAAACUACAUCCUUCUUCACGCAAUGAAGCUUGGAGUAAAGGGUUCUGCUGCAGCCAACAGUAUCUCACAGAUCACCAUCUGCCUCCUGCUGUUUGCUUACAUACGUUGGAAAAAACUGCAUCUGAAGACAUGGGGUGGCUGGUCAACAGCAUCACUGCAAGAGUGGGGCUCUUACAUGAAACUGGCCAUUCCCAGCACUCUCAUGCUCUGCUUCGAGUGGUGGAUCUACGAGAUCGGAGGUUUCCUGGCAGGAAUGCUGGGUGAGGUGGAUCUCGCUGCUCAACAUGUGCUGCUAGAGAUCGGGAGCAUUGCUUACAUGUUUCCAUUAGGUGUGCAUGCGGCCGCUUGUGUGCGAGUGGGAAAUGCACUGGGGGCUGGAGACACUGUCAGGGCUCUGAUCACCAGUAAAGUGACUCUCAUGAUCUCAGGGAUUUUGGCUUUUGCACAGGGAAUCGGGAUCGCUUUGACAAAGUCCAAAUUAGGCUACAUCUUCACCUCUGAUGAGAGCAUAGUGGCAAUUGUCUCGCAAAAUCUCACGCUGUACGUUUUCCUGCAGUUUUUUGAUGCUCUUGUGUGUGUGUGUUCGGGGAUUCUCCUUGGUGCCGGGAAGCAGAAGAUUGCAGCAGUGUCUAACUUGAUCUGCUACUACUGUAUUGGUUUACCAGUGGGAAUAUCACUCAUGUUUCUGGCAGAGCUCAGGAUACUUGGUCUGUGGCUUGGCCUUUUGAUUUGUGUUAUUAUUCAGACCUGUUUCUUCACCACUCUCAUCUUCAAACUCGACUGGAAGAAAGUUACAGAGCAGGCCCAGAAACGUGCGGGCAAACAUGCAAAGGUUGUGUGCUUGCCAAAGGCCCCGUUGAUAGGCCCAGUUGUUGAAACCCUGGUUUCUGAAGACCAGGACAAUGCAGAGCAAACUGAUGGAACUUCAAGUAUCCCUGAACCGUGGGAUGACAUAACGGGAAACAAAGCGCAGCUAACAAGUAGUAGCUCUGAAGUGUCCAGCUAUAUACAAGUGAGCACCCAGGACCAAGAUAAACUAGCAAGUGAAUGUGGAGAAGGCCAGCCUAAAGUCUUGCUUUCCAUAAAACAGCUUGUGCUGAGACGAGGACUUACGCUGUUGAUCACCUUACUGAUCCUGAUUGCUGGAAUCACUGUGCAUGUAGUUUGUCCUCUUCCAGAGCACUCUGUUCAACGUCAAAGCAACUUUACAAACGAUUCAGGGAAUUUUUCCACUCCGUUCAGCAUUCUCAAUAUUACAAUGAGCUAAUUUUUAAUUUCAUUUUUCUUAUCUGCAACUGGUGGACAAUGGCUUAUUUUUAAUACGGUCAUCUCCCAUAAGGAGGACAGAAGAAAACUGAUGCCACAUGAAUGGUGUUUGUCAGUGUUAUUUAGGAGAGAGAUGAAAUAUCUGCUGGCUCUUCAGUAUACCAGCUACUAGUAGUGUCCGUUGUAGAUCAGCUGAACAGCUUUACUCUGAAUGUACAGUUUAUAGUACUGUGAACUUUUUGUGACGCACUCCAACUCAGCUUGUAUGCCAGUAUACAGCAGAGUAAGACUACAGAAAUAAGUUGUUAUAACUGUGCAGUGUAUGUUAUUCCAUUUCUUAGGAUUUUACAGUUUAGGUACUUUAAAUAUGGCUUUAUUAUGCAGUUUAUGAGGUUUAGUUUUUCUUGUGUAUGUAUUUAUCAUAUCAAGUAAAGCAUUCAAUGAUGAACUAUUAAAACUUUUUUUAUCCUUUAA
Molecule: messenger RNA, 2459 nt
Organism: Danio rerio (zebrafish)
Lineage: Eukaryota; Metazoa; Chordata; Actinopteri; Cypriniformes; Danionidae
Source: RefSeq, a predicted model, not a curated record